Messenger RNA from Pezoporus flaviventris, 8372 nucleotides. It is a transcript of the gene DGKH, whose product is annotated as diacylglycerol kinase eta. The record is from RefSeq and is a predicted model, not a curated record. Gene Ontology annotation, molecular function: ATP-dependent diacylglycerol kinase activity; protein binding. Gene Ontology annotation, biological process: lipid phosphorylation; diacylglycerol metabolic process; intracellular signal transduction. Bases 539 to 4267 code for a protein of 1242 amino acids. The transcript has 31 exons. Lineage: Eukaryota; Metazoa; Chordata; Aves; Psittaciformes; Psittacidae.
CGUGGGGUGUCAGCGGCCCCGGCGCACCGAGGGGGCUUCCCCCCAUCCUCGCCCGCCGGCCCCGCUGCGCAGACAGCCGAAGCGGCUGUAAACCGGCUUAUGCUCAAGGCGAUUUUCUCGUAAUCGGUCGGGCUUCCCGGGGCGGGGCGGGUUGGGUUGCGUCGGGUCGGGGGACCGGGGAGCCCCCGUGGCGGCGGCGAGGAGGGCUCGGGCCGCGCACCGGAGGACGCGGUGACGAUGUGAGCGGCGCGGCAGCUGCGGGCCGGCUCCCCCGGGAGCGGGGCUGAGCCCGGGGGCCGUGGGAGGGAGAAGAGCCGGGCGGGGAGGGAGGGAGGGAGGGAGGGAGCGAGGAAGGAGGGGGCCUGGACGGGGCCGGGGGAGAAAAAGGGAGGAGCGGGGAGGGGGGAGGAGAGCGGCGCUGGGGACGCGCUGCCGGACCGAGGAGCGGCAGCGGCAGGAGGGAAGCGCAGCCCCGCGUAACCUGCGCUGCUGCCAGCCGGCGCUCUCCGCGCGGAGGUCGGGGACCUGCUGCGGGGGGAUGGAGCAGCAUGGGUACCCUUCCUAUAGCGCCCGCAGCCCCGCCUGGGAGGAACUGGAGUCCGGGAAGAUGGCCGGGGCCGAAUCAGGGAUGAGCGGUGCCGGGAUCCCGCAGCAGCCCCAGCCUCAGGCCCCGGCGGCGGCGGGGCCCGCGGACGAGUCGUCGGACAGCGAAGGGGAGCACGAGGGCCCCCAGAAACUCAUCCGGAAAGUGUCCACCUCGGGCCAGAUCCGCAGCAAGACAAGUAUAAAAGAAGGAUUACUACUGAAGCAAACCAGUUCUUUUCAGAGGUGGAAAAAGCGUUACUUCAAACUUCGAGGGCGUACCCUUUACUAUGCUAAGGAUUCAAAGUCUCUAAUAUUUGAUGAAGUUGACCUGUCAGAUGCCAGCGUAGCUGAAUCAAGCACAAAAAAUGUCAACAACAGCUUCACGAUAAUCACUCCAUUUAGGAGGCUUAUAUUGUGUGCUGAGAACAGAAAAGAAAUGGAGGACUGGAUAAGCUCUCUGAAGUCCGUUCAGUCCAGGGAACACUAUGAGACCGCACAGUUUAAUGUGGAACAUUUCUCAGGGAUGCAUAACUGGUACGCCUGCUCCCAUGCCCGACCUACCUUCUGUAACGUGUGUAGAGAGAGCCUCUCUGGAGUCACUUCUCAUGGCCUGUCUUGUGAAGUGUGUAAGUUUAAAGCACAUAAAAGAUGUGCUGUCCGAGCAACGAAUAACUGCAAAUGGACUACAUUAGCCUCAAUUGGAAAAGAUAUCAUUGAAGAUGAAGAUGGUAUAGCUAUGCCUCACCAGUGGUUAGAGGGUAAUCUGCCCGUCAGUGCCAAAUGCGCAGUUUGCGACAAGACUUGUGGCAGUGUUUUACGCCUGCAAGAUUGGAAGUGCCUUUGGUGUAAAGCUAUGGUUCACACUGCAUGUAAAGAUCUAUAUCCUCGUAAAUGUCCACUUGGUCAAUGUAAGGUAUCGAUCAUACCACCAACAGCGCUAAACAGUAUAGACUCUGAUGGUUUCUGGAAAGCCACAUGCCCGCCAUCCUGUGCCAGUCCUCUUUUAGUUUUUGUUAACUCAAAGAGUGGAGACAAUCAGGGAGUAAAGUUUCUUCGGCGAUUCAAACAGUCGUUAAAUCCAGCUCAGGUGUUCGAUUUAAUGAAUGGAGGACCUCACUUAGGUUUGCGGUUAUUUCAGAAGUUUGACAACUUCAGGAUUCUUGUGUGUGGUGGCGACGGAAGCGUGGGUUGGGUCUUGUCAGAGAUUGAUAAACUCAGCUUGCACAAACAGUGUCAGUUAGGAGUGCUACCCCUUGGUACUGGAAAUGACCUUGCUCGUGUCCUUGGCUGGGGAGGAUCCUGUGAUGAUGAUACACAACUUCCUCAGAUUUUGGAAAAACUAGAACGAGCCAGCACAAAAAUGUUAGACAGGUGGAGUAUAAUGUCAUAUGAACUGAAAUUACCAGCAAAGCCUUCUAUACUUCCAGUGACUGCAGAAGAGUCAGAGGAGUGCCAGAUAUCAGCUUAUGAGGACUCAGUUGCUGCUCAUCUUGCAAAAAUUCUCAAUUCUGAUCAGGACUCCGUUGUUAUAUCAUCUGCCAAAAUAUUAUGUGAAACUGUAAAGGACUUUGUUGCCAAAAUAGGGAAGACUUAUGAAAAACCAGUGGAAAAUGCAGAGGAAGCUGAUGCCAUGGCCAUUAAAUGCUCGGAGUUAAAUGAGAAGCUAGACCUGUUGCUCCAGGCUCUUCAUACAGAAGCCCAGGCUGCUCCCCUUCUCCCAGGCAUCACUCCCCCCAUUGUGGAAGAAGAAGCAGAGGAAUUUUCAAGUGAAGAAUCCUUGUCUGAAAGUAAAGAGCAAUUAGCAGAGUGUGUCUCAAAGUCUUCCACUCAGAAACUCUUCAAACCAAGGGAACAGUUAAUGCUCCGGGCAAACAGCUUGAAGAAGGCUGUGAGGCAGAUCAUUGAACAAGCAGAAAAAGUUGUGGAUGAGCAGAAUGCUCAUAGUGAAGAACAAGUGAACCAGUCACUGGUAGAAUAUAGCAAAGAAUUGGAUGAAUCCAAAGAAGAGGAAAAGGAGGAAGAUACAAAGGAACUUGAGUCCCUAUCAGUUAAAACUGCACCAAGGUCUCCAGAUCGACGUACAAGCCGAGGUAUCCAUUCUCAGACAGGCUCUUUCUCUGCUCCAGCUUUGGCUGCAAGCAAGGAAAAUCUCCCAGUGCUUAACACUAGGAUUAUCUGCCCAGGUUUGCGGGCUGGUCUGGCUGCUUCUAUUGCAGGAAGUUCAAUUAUUAGUAAAAUGUUGCUAGCAAACAUCGAUCCAUUUGGUGCUACGCCGUUCAUUGACCCAGAUCCAGAUUCCCUGGAGGGAUAUUCAGAAAAAUGUGUCAUGAACAACUACUUUGGAAUUGGGUUAGAUGCAAAAAUUUCGCUAGAGUUUAAUAACAAGCGAGAGGAGCACCCUGAAAAGUGCAGAAGUAGGACAAAAAACAUGAUGUGGUAUGGAGUUCUUGGCACAAAAGAGCUGCUGCAGAGAACUUACAAGAACUUAGAACAGAAAGUUCAACUUGAGUGUGAUGGACAGUACAUCCCCCUUCCCAGUCUGCAGGGCAUAGCUGUGCUAAACAUUCCCAGCUAUGCUGGUGGGACUAAUUUCUGGGGUGGAACCAAAGAAGAUGAUAUAUUUGGGGCUCCAUCGUUCGAUGACAAGAUCUUGGAAGUUGUUGCAGUGUUUGGCAGCAUGCAGAUGGCAGUUUCAAGAGUCAUCAAACUGCAGCACCACAGAAUAGCUCAGUGUCGGUCAGUAAAGAUCACCAUACUUGGUGAUGAAGGGGUUCCAGUGCAAGUUGAUGGAGAGGCAUGGAUCCAGCCCCCAGGAGUUAUUAAGAUCAUACAUAAGAACAGAGCUCAGAUGCUAACACGAGACAGAGCCUUUGAAAACACCCUGAAGUCUUGGGAAGAUAAACAGAAGUAUGAUUCCUGUAAACCCGUCAUUCGAUCUCCCUUGUACCCUCAGCAGGCUGUUGAGUUGGCUACAGAAGAAGAAGUUACACACAUCCAGCUGUGCUCACAAGCUGCAGAAGAACUGAUUACAAGGAUCUGUGAAGCGGCAAAAAUACAUGGCCUCUUGGAGCAGGAGCUUGCUCAUGCUGUUAAUGCAUGUUCACAUGCAUUAAAUAAAGCCAACCCAAGGUUUCCUGAGAGCCUUACCAGAAACACUGCCAUGGAGAUAGCUGUCAAUGUGAAGGCUCUACAUAAUGAAACUGAGUCUCUGCUAGUAGGAAGAGUUCCUUUGCAGUUAGAAGCUCCCCAUGAAGAACUCUUAUCUGAUGCUUUGCACAGUGUGGAAAUAGAGUUGAGAAAACUUGCUGAGAUUCCUUGGCUUUAUUAUGUUUUCCAACCAAAUGAUGAUGAGGAUCCCCCUCUGGAUUAUGCUAAAAGAAACAACAGAAGUACAGUGUUUCGCAUAGUGCCUAAGUUUAAAAAAGAAAAAAUUCAGAAGCAUAAGACCAGCCCUCAGCCUGUUCAAAAAUGGGGCACAGAUGAAGUUGCUGCUUGGCUGGAUCUGCUCAGUUUGGGAGAGUACAAAGAAAUCUUCAUCAGCCAUGACAUCCGAGGCUCUGAGCUUUUACACCUGGAAAGGCGAGAUCUUAAGGACCUGGGGAUAACGAAAGUGGGUCAUAUGAAGCGAAUUCUCCAGGGAAUUAAGGAGCUCGGCAAGAACACCCCUUUGUCUGAAGUGUAAUUAUGCUGGUGCUCUCCCUAGAGAGAGAAGGGAAAGUUGCUGGAGAAGCAAAGCUGUUGCAGGCACUUAGCUGUCUUUGUAGUUUACUCUAUGGAAGAAUAAGCACCGGUGUUUGUACAAGCUAGUAUCUCGGAAUUCUCAUAUGGUGAAGAGCUUGCUGCAAGAGUACAAAAGGAUUUGUGCCAAAAAAAAAAAAAAAAGGGAAAAGGUGAUAUGUUCUGCAAAGACGUUUUCUUGGUGUGCAAACUUGGCCAGUUUGGAAAAGCACAUUUUGGUAAAUUGAUAGGUUUAUGGUGAACCGCACUGACUGGAAAAUAUAAUCAAGAAAUGAUUGCUUUGCUUACAUGAAGCUCAGUACGCCUCUCUUUCUGCUGCAGCAAGAUACCACUGUACAGCAUGAGGUUGUCUGGUUAUCGUUCCAAGGCAUAGCUCGAUAAAACCUCCUGUGCAGGAGACCAAGAGGGUUUGGAGGUUCAACAUGUGAGCCUAGCAGUGCCGCAGGUACCCAGCACUCACUGGCCAUGCAGAAGGAAGGACAAGAUACCUUGCGAUACCAUGAAUGCUAACUAUAAUGCAUGGUGUGCCUGCCUGAAUUGUCCGUUGUUCUGUUGCAUGACACAUCUGAUACUUUAAACACUUGAACAACUUUUAUAUUGGUUUGAAUGAGAUUUAAUUUAUUACUACUUGAGUGUUUUGUUGGUUUCUCUUUUAGUUUCAGGCACUUUUCUGUUCUUCAGUGUUGUGUUAUGCCUAAAGCGUGUUCUACAGCAAAGGAUGUGUGGGUGUGGAGACUUAGCAUUUGUGCCAUAUUCAGCAAAUUAUAUGCAUUAUAUAUGAUUGAAACACUGUACAGUUAGAUUUUUAAAUAUACCAUGUACAGAAGGUGCAUCAGGUAACUAACUUAUGAGUAUUUUUGAAAGACCGGUACCUCACAAAAAUAUCAAUUGGCUUCCUGCAUGGAAAAUGAUAAAGAAUUUUCUCAUGGUGCGUUUUAAUGUAGUUAUUCAAUUACCUUAACCAUCUGUAGCACAUUUGAACUUCAAGGCACUAAUGGUUUUAUUUAUUCUAUUGUUCAAAAAGCAGGUUGAAAGAUUAAUAAAUUUUUUUUACAGGAAAAUUCAUUUUAUUUAUCCUACGUAAGAAGAGUUUUAAAAUGUAGCAGCUGAUUUGUUUUUUGUGGGGUAAGCUUUUACUCAUUACUAAUUAACUAGUACUUUAAAAACGUCUCUCUAUAUAUUUCUUUACAAAGGCAUCAAUUUAUUUCUCGUCAGCACUCCUACAUUGGUAGAUCAUAAAAAUUUAAAAACCAGGCUCUAAGGUUUUACACUAUGCAUGCAAAGAGGAAUCACAUGCAAUACAGUAAUCCAUGAGUGUAAACAGGCUAAAAAAUGAAAACCAUCUUUGUUUAGAAAUUGCAUUAGACCUGAGUUUAUAAGGUUAUUUACAGUUUACUUAAAAGAAACAUAGCUUCACAAUUGAAUUUCCUGGUUCAUUUUUCACAAAAAUGUUAAUCUACUAGAAAAAUCAUUUGCAUAUAUCUACAAAAAAAACACAACCCUACUUAAAUGUUUGAGCUAGGAUGAGAUGGCACCACCUGCCUGAAAACUUGAGCAGAAUUGGUGUCUCUGUAUGUUCUUAACGUCAUGCCAUUGAGGCACAAGGAACACUUGACUUUUACUUAAUUGAGUAGCUUUGACAUUUCUGGCAAGCUAAAGAGUAUCUUAAUAUCUACUGGUGUUUUCCACGUAGGCAGCAGAGUAAGGUUUCAUUUGUCUUUUCCAAAGCUUAUUUUUCCUGUUUAAAGGGGCUAACGUCAAGUACUAAAUCCUAGUUUUGCCCUCCUCUUCUUAUGAGUAUGAAGGGAGUCAUCCCUUGAAAUGUAAAACUUAUUCCCCUCAUUGUUUUACUGAAAAAAGAAAAAGAAAAAAAUAAAAAGGAGCAAAACAGGCUUCAUUUAUGUCAUUAUAGUACUUGGUAUUCUUGCUGCUGUAGGUUCAGCAGGCACCACUCUGGGAGUUCUGUGGACAUAAUUGAUUAUUCUGGUAAACAAAAGCAAAAGGCUAUGUUCCAUUAGGUUUUCCAUAAAAAAAAAAUCAACAAACAAAAUCCCUUUGCCAAGUGACAUGAUUUUCAUGCUGUUGUAUGAAAAGCAUAUGCAAACAAUGGAAAGAUUUGGGUUUUUUUUUAUGUACUUGACAUUCACCCCUUUAAUGAUGUUCAGAUGGUAUCUGUCAAGUAUUCUCAAAUUGUAUUUCCUUUUUUCUUUGUUUCUCCAUAAGCUACCCUAGAUUUUAAUGUGUGACAGCACUCUAAUACAAUGAUGUUACAGUAGACUGCACAGUUAAUCUUCCUGGUUGGAUCAAGGACAUGAUACACAGAAGAACUUUCUUUGCUUUCCUGAUUGUAGGAUACACUCUUCAACUUUCAGCCUUGCUAUAUGCAACGCGUUAAGACGGGCUAUGGAUCUCUUCAGGUCGCUGCAGAGGUCUGUGCUGAGUAUAUUAAAACAUGGAAGCUGCUUUUAGGCAGGGAAGAUGGGGAAAUGUUUGUAACGUGACUUUCUCAUGGCACUCCUCAGAUUACCUCAGUAUAGGACAACUGAUCAAUUGUCUAUGUAUAGUUCAUUGGGUUUUUUUUAAAUGACCACCAAAGAAUUUAACUUCGAUUGUCCUAAGUAGAAGGUUUUUUAAAAUGUGUAAGUAAGUAGAAAAAAAAAAAUUAAUGCAAGCAUCAUUUAUGCUGUAUUUAUUAGAUGCCCAGGAGAGCAAAUUUUAUGCAACUCUAUGCCUUAGACUAGUGUUGGCUAUGAAAUCAAAAUGCAUCUGACAAAGGGGCUCAAAAUAUUUUAUGGGGUUUCUUUGCUGAGGUCAUGAGUUGUAACUGUGUUUAGUUAUAUGACUUUUCUAAAGAAAGACUUGUGAAUGCAGUGUUACUAUCUCAUGAUUAUUGUGAUUUCCAAGUAUUGGGUUUUUCCUUACUGCUGUAAAAGUCUGAGCUCCCAGGACUAAGGACAUACAUAGCUAACUUUUUAAUGAACUGAAUUCUUUAUAAUUUAAUCCUGAUGUUUAAGUGCUCCAAAGCAUAUCCCAGUGUUACUAACAAAAAUACCCUGAAAUUAACUAGGUUAUUUUAGAAAACAAGUUAUCCCACUAGGUCUUGUGGAGCCAAAUUCAACAUGCUAGAUUAAUCAAGGCAAAAAAUGUACCGGAUUAAUUUUUUUCCCCUAGUCAAAUACACUUAAUUUCCGUGGUCACGCAGCAUACCUUAAAAUCUGAAAGGAAUACAGAGAAAUUGACUUUUUUUUUUUACGUAGCUGGGUUCAUAUAGCUGAAAUGCCCUACACCUCAGAAAGAGGACAAAGAGAAAUAAGUGUCUUAAAAUGGCAACAGAUUGCUAAGUGCAAGUUUCUGUCAUUUUCAAAUAGGAUUUUUCCUUUUCAUUGCAUUCAGUUUGUAGCAACUUCUGAUUUGGGUCAUGCAAGAAUUGCCUUUAUAAUGCCUAAUGCCUUCUUCUUAGAAAUGCAACGGAAUCAGGCAAAUUCAUGGUGGUAGGUGUUGGGUUUUUUACAAUACUUUAAAGAAAAAACUUGUUCAAAAAUAUAAUUUUUUAUAUGAUGGCAUUUGAGAAUUUUCUUUAUGACCCAUUUGUAUGCAUUUCCCUUUAACCACUAUUUUUUCUCCUGAAAAUCUCUUUCUUUCAAAGAAAAAUAUUUUAAAAUUGGAAGAACAGUAAAAUGUAAUGUGUGUGAUGAAAAACCCUCCCAGACUGUUUCAAUCCAGUAUUUCUUAAUUUGGGACUGGAGUAAGCAUCCUUAGUCCUAUAAAUAAUAAAUAGAAACCAUCUUUUUCUCCCCAUCCCUGCCCAAAGAAAUUCAUACUGCAAUCUACUAUAACUGUCAUUCAAACACAAGGUAUUGAUUUUUUUUAAUAAUGGCCUAUUUCAUAUUUUCCUAUGCUUUUUACAGAGAAAUAGAUAACCUGUCAAUCUUGACCUUUUAAUUGAACUGAGCAAUGCUAAUUCACUUAAUGAAAAUUUCAUAAUGUCUUGACAAUGAACAGAUCUUAUUACAACAGUAAAAUUAUCUGUGUUUUUCAAUGCAUCUAUC